Molecule: messenger RNA, 1053 nt
Organism: Maudiozyma saulgeensis
Lineage: Eukaryota; Fungi; Ascomycota; Saccharomycetes; Saccharomycetales; Saccharomycetaceae
Source: the annotation of a GenBank genome assembly
AUGCCAUUACCUUUCGGUUUAAACAAUCCCCUACCAAGGGAUCUAGACAAUGAAGCAAAAAAGGCUGCAAAUAUCUUGAGGAGUUUUGUAAAACCAAACCAGGUAUUGGGUGAAGAUCAAAUUAUCCCCCCAAAAGUCCUACAAAAUGCGAAGGGUUUAGCUAUUAUAACUGUUAUUAAAGCUGGAUUUUUGUUCUCUGGAAGAGCUGGCUCAGGUGUCAUAGUAGCUAAACAAGGUGGUGGGUAUUGGUCAGCUCCAUCAGCAAUCGCAUUAGCCGGUGCAGGGGCUGGUGGUAUGGUUGGUGUUGAAUUAACUGAUUUCGUUUUUAUUCUUAAUACAGAAGAAGCAGUUCAAUCGUUCUCCGAAUUUGGAACAAUCACAUUAGGUGGAAAUGUCUCUGUAUCAGCUGGACCAUUAGGUAGAAAUGCUGAAUAUGAUGCGUCUGCCUCGACAGGUGGAAUAGCAACUGUAUAUUCUUAUUCCAAGAGUAAAGGUCUCUUUGCUGGGAUAUCUGUCGAAGGAUCGGCUAUUAUCGAGAGACGUGAAACUAAUAGAAAAAUGUAUGGCGAUAACUGUACCACAAAAUUAAUUCUAUCUGGUAGAGUUGAUCCACCAUUCGAAUAUGAUGCCUUAUAUAGCGUGUUAGAUUCAAGGGCGUUCAACGCAGAGGCUAAAAUACCCGAAGGAAAAGACUUCUAUGAUGAUAUACCUGAUGAUUUUAAUUGUCAAGACAUUAAGAAUAAUAAAAGUAGAUCAAAUAUGAAAAGCCAUAUUACGGUUAAUAGUAGUGCUGAAGAUGGAAUAUUUUCAGAUUUGAAAUUUAAUGAUAAUAAAGAAGAAAGCUCAAUUAUUUCGGACAAUAUAAGCACGAAAAAGAUCAAAGUAUUGGCAUUAUACGAUUUUGAUGGAGUGGAAAAGACAGAUCUGCCAUUUAAGAAGGGUGAUAUUAUAGAGGUUAUAAAAAGAACUAAAAAUCAAGAAGACUGGUGGUACGGCACAGUCAACGGAAAAGUAGGUAAUUUCCCAGCCAAUUACUGUUCCAUCCAGAAGUAA